Gigantopelta aegis is the source of this 1616-nucleotide messenger RNA. RefSeq lists its product as uncharacterized. The transcript has a single exon. The coding region runs from base 48 to 1616 and encodes 522 amino acids. Gene Ontology annotation, cellular component: membrane. Gene Ontology annotation, molecular function: G protein-coupled receptor activity. Gene Ontology annotation, biological process: G protein-coupled receptor signaling pathway. The record is from RefSeq and is a predicted model, not a curated record. Lineage: Eukaryota; Metazoa; Mollusca; Gastropoda; Neomphalida; Peltospiridae.
GUUAAAUAUAAUGAGUCAAGUGAAAUUCUAAGAUAUCUGUAUUCUAGAUGGCGUGUAUAAGUAAACACAUCCAAUCUGUGUUGGCUUUGGUCUUUGUAUUUGCCAUGAACACAAAACAAAUACAUGUUACGACACAGGAACUAGAUUCGAUAUAUACAAUAGCGAAAAUUACAGAGGCUACAGCAGACCAGAAAUCUACGGUUGAAAUAACAAACACCACCUUGUCCAGCCGAAAUGACAUUUCAGUCAGCAAAAGUAUGUCAUUUUCAUCUACGAGCAGCAAUGUUGUACUGCCUACCACAGAUGGCAGGAAUGUAAACCGGGAAAUUUCUACGACUGCCUCUAGUAACAGUGCCACCACAGAUGACAGCCGAGACAUUACACGGAGCAAUGCUACAUCUAGUAAUAGUAACGUCUUCACACCUACUAGAAAUGACGUGACCACUGCGUUAGCUAGGUCUUCUGAAUCUCCUGCGACUCCCGUGAGAAAGAACGGAUAUGGAUUUGAUGCUUCAAUCAUCCAUACAGGACAAGUGUCCGAGGACCAAUACAAAAGCUUAAAAAACAUCACGAGAUACCUAAUGUUUGUGCUGCCAGAGAUCGGAGUGGUUCUCAAUUCGGUGAAUGUCGUCAUUUUUAGCAGUAAAGAGAUGAAAAAUGCAUUCAGCAGAAUUAUCGUCUGUCUGAGCGCGGCGGAGAUAUUAUCGGGGAUAUUGAAAACCGUUUCAGUCAUUAUCGAAGCUGCAAUGGGUAGCGACGCAUUGCAUUCGAAGAUAUAUCUGAACACGGUAAAAUACCUUUCAUUGUACACGAUUGCUGUCGUUGCUAGGACCACAUUCUGUUAUAUUUUACUCAUUGCUGCCGAAAGAUGUUUAGCCGUUGUUUUUCCGCUGAAAGCCAAGCAUAUCAAGCUGAUCAAGAAACCAGUGGUAACGUGUACCGCGUUGCUAAUCUUUGUGGCCCUCUACCACAUACAGAUGUCAUUUAAAUUUGAUGUUGUGAGCUACGAAACGAGAGAACAUGAGAUACUUUUCAAGUACGCCUUGUCAUCUUAUUAUAUCAAUUAUACAUCACUUUAUAACGGACUUCUCACGGCUGGAGACGUCGCCUUUGUCUACAUCCCUCUGUUCGGGGGUCUUGUUCUCAAUAUAAUCUUGGCAGUUGCCCUGAGACGCCACCGUCUCUCCAGGAGGCAGCUGAACUCGACCCAGGAUACCAGACAGGUGAGUCGCUUCGACACACAAAUAACAGUGACAGUCAUCGUGUCUUCUGUCAUCUUUAUCAUCCUCGUGUUACCCAUUCAGGUCACGGAACUCGUACAGAUUCUCACCCCUAACUACGGAAUGUACCUCAAGGAACACUUUUUGUUCCUCACAGUUGUGGAAAUCGAAUCGGUGUUCUACCAGUUGGCUUUUUGCACCAACUUUCUGUGCUACUACGCCCUCGGAGCAAACUUCAGGAACAUCUUCAACAGUAAAGUGUGCCGGUGUCGAAUGUUGUGGAAAUCCACCCAUGUUAGAAGAGGAACCGAAUCGUCCCAAGCAGGAGUUUUCAACACAGCGUCCCCGCCAGUGGAAACACACAGCACAUCUGUAACGCACAUUGCUCAUCUGUGA